UAUGCGGAGCUCGGCGUGGAGCAGUACUGCCCUCCGUCGGAGCUCAAGGACGCGUACAAGAAGGCCUCGCUCCGGCUACAUCCCGACAAGAUGGUCUCUCGGCCGGCGCAAGAGCGACUCGAGGCCGAGUCCGAGCUGCACCGCAUCAAGGACGCCUUUGCGGUACUCUCGGAGCCGGCGACGCGACAGGCGUACGAC
Molecule: messenger RNA, 198 nt
Organism: Emiliania huxleyi CCMP1516
Lineage: Eukaryota; Haptophyta; Isochrysidales; Noelaerhabdaceae
Exons: 1
Source: RefSeq, a predicted model, not a curated record